AUGACGGCCGCAAUGGAAGUUGUAUCUACGGGCUCAACAGUGCUGUUUGGUUUUGCCGUUGCUCUAAAUUCUUUCUUCAUCUAUGUAGUAGCCACAAAAGGGCGCAAAAACAUUGGUACUUACAAGUAUCUAAUGAUUUCCUUCGCCGUAUGCAAUAUUUUCUAUUCAACUGCCGAAUUCGCAAGCAAACCGGGGAUGUACGGAAUGGAGACAGCCCUUUUGGCUCUACAUUUCUUGUAUCGUUAUGUUAUUGUGUGCAGGCCAACUCAACAAAAAUAUUUUGACAAGUUUUACUUUGUUCUGUGGUCUCUUCCGGUUCUUUCAUGGGGAUUCGUUUAUGGUUGCAUAACAUUCUACUGCUUCGCGCCAACUGAACAGUUCUAUAAAUUCGUGGAGGAGUCGGUACGUGAUAAGUUGAAUCGCGAAGUCAGAGAGUUAUCGCUAUUCUCUAUAUAUACACAUGUAAUAAGAAUGGACACAACUGUGAUUAAUUACCCUAACGCCAUUGGCCUGCUUUUGAUGGUAAUCAUGAUGGUACUUACCUUUGGGGUUAUGUUGGUUUGUGGGUUGAAGACAGCAAGAAUGUUGCGGAAAACAUCUAUGAGCGCGAAAAUGCUCGACAUACAAACGCAACUUCUGAGAGCAUUGACUGUGCAGGUGCGUGCUUAUGGAUCUUUUUAAAA
This is a messenger RNA of Strongylus vulgaris, 683 nucleotides long. NCBI's taxonomy places the organism in Eukaryota, Metazoa, Nematoda, Chromadorea, Rhabditida, Strongylidae. The record is from the annotation of a GenBank genome assembly.